This is a messenger RNA of Aspergillus alliaceus, 498 nucleotides long. Its product is annotated as fascin domain-containing protein. The record is from RefSeq and is a predicted model, not a curated record. Lineage: Eukaryota; Fungi; Ascomycota; Eurotiomycetes; Eurotiales; Aspergillaceae. Bases 1 to 498 code for a protein of 165 amino acids. The transcript has 2 exons.
AUGUCCUCUGGUUCCACUAGCAAUAUGCUGCGGGUCAGCAUUGAGUCUCAGAAAUUCCCUAGUUCGUACCUUCGCCUCGACGGACGGGGAGUGACCGCACCCUCCGCUUCUGGCGGAGGAGUUGCCAACUGCCAGACCUAUGUGGGCUCAUAUGAAACUCUUAUCAUCGUGAAUUAUCCCGAGGACAAUACCUUCUCCAUUCUUUCUUCUGCUUUCCCCAAUAUCUAUCUUCGUAUGGAUGGCUCCGACGUCAAGACCGGGGAACCCUAUGCCCAGGGGGCUGGAAGGGUCAACUGCCAGUACGGUAGCCGCACUUAUGAGAAAUUCCGCUUCGUAAACCAGGACGAUGGAAGCAAGGCCAUCGUUUCGGUGCAGUUCCCAAACGCCUACCUUCGCAUGGACAAUGUCUCCGGCCAGGGUGGUCCUGGUGGUGGAGGAACCGUUAACUGCCAGAGCUAUAUUGGUACCUACGAGAAAUUCAAGAUUCAUGUGCUGUAG